CCGAGUAACAAGAAGAAAAAAAAAAGAAAUUACCCAAUCCCGGAAAAAAUUGCUUCAGUGACCUAAAAAGAAAAGAAUUUUUCGAAAAGAAAAAAAAAUAAGAAAAAAAACUUACCGGAUUCUCAAAAUAAAUCACACAAAUGGAAGAACAAAGUGCUUUCGUCAAGGAUUUGUACGACUUGUACGAGAAAGGUGAAUGGCGUAAAAUUCUCAAGCUCGGGCAAAGUAAUGCCACGGAAGAAACGAAAAAAUACCAUUGGUGCUGGCCAUACGAGCAAGAUCUGAAAGACCUCAAAUACGAAUUAGACAAAUUAGGUGUUAAGAGUUUGUGUAGUAUAGGAUGCGGUACGGGAAUUCUCGAAUGGUGUCUCAACAAAUGCACAGGCAUGGAAGUGAAAGGCAUCGAAGUUGAUGAAUUCUAUUGGACAAAUUUUACGACGACAAAGCCUUUCAUCGACCUAAAAAUCUGCAAGAGACGCCUUUCGAACUCCCCCCUCAACAAUUUACUGACCAAAAAACGGGACGAAGCCCUCUUAUUUUGCUAUUUUAACAAUGCCGACGCCUUCAAGAGUUACAUAAAGUACUUUUACGGCGACUACGUGAUAAUUAUCGGACCUCCGCUCUCGUCAAAGACAAAGAGAAGUACGCCGAUGCCUGAAACGCCCAACUUUGAGAAUCCAUGGUUAUGGUACAAAGUGUACACGAAGCAAUUUGGUCGGGAUAAGGAUUUGUUGGUGAUUUGGAAGUACAAUCCAAGCGCCGCAAAGCCACAAACGAAACAGGGAUAGAGAAAUUUUCGCUGGUUUCUGAAACCUGAGAUGUUACCUGAAUAGAUUUUUAAGACUUGCAAUAAAAAUGACGAUUG
Molecule: messenger RNA, 865 nt
Organism: Culicoides brevitarsis
Lineage: Eukaryota; Metazoa; Arthropoda; Insecta; Diptera; Ceratopogonidae
Exons: 2
Coding region: 141-788 (215 amino acids)
Source: RefSeq, a predicted model, not a curated record